This is a messenger RNA of Gaeumannomyces tritici R3-111a-1, 1869 nucleotides long. Its product is annotated as helix-loop-helix DNA binding protein. NCBI's taxonomy places the organism in Eukaryota, Fungi, Ascomycota, Sordariomycetes, Magnaporthales, Magnaporthaceae. The transcript has 3 exons. Gene Ontology annotation, cellular component: nucleus. Gene Ontology annotation, molecular function: DNA-binding transcription factor activity; protein dimerization activity. The coding region runs from base 470 to 1387 and encodes 305 amino acids. The record is from RefSeq and is a predicted model, not a curated record.
UCCCUCAACACGUGCUCCCUCCCUCCAUGCUCACCUGACUUCCGCUCCUCCCCAAACUACGACCAGCGAGGCGCGGGCGACGACAUCUGCAGCCACAACCCUUUGCUUUCGGAUCCUUGGGAGUUUCGGCUUUUACUGUCGUUUGAGAUUACCCAGACUUCUGUCGUGGAUUUAAUCAUCUUCGUUUUUUCAUUUUUUCUCGGUUGCGGUGGUUGAUCGUUGCCAGAUUUUUGGCCGCCGACAAAGCCCAAGCUCAGACACCAACCAAGAGCCAAUCCGCGCCCCGUGGUUUGCCAACCGCGCUCUCACACGCUCAAGCACAUGACCGAACAAUUAGUGCACAUCUGACCCGUGACUGAAGCCACAUCACGCGCAUCUCAGCCAAUCCGGCAAUCGCCGUGGCCCCCUGGGAGCAAUCCGGCGGUACAGCCUCCCACUCGUCAUCUGUCAUCGCCAAAAUCACUUCGCUAUGGCCGAGGUCGCAGCGUUGGAACAGCCUGGCCUGAAGGGCGAGCCAACAGCCCCGGCAUCGCCAACACAGAAACGCAAGCGCGGCACCGAAUCGGCCUCUCCAGAAUCGCGUCGCUCCAAGCGAGGACUAGCUACCGCAAACAUGCAGGUGGCCAACGGCGAUCCAACCGACCAGCAGGUUUUCCUGGAUGCCACCAUGACGGGUGAGCACCCGGCGCCGCCUGAUAACCUCACAGACGCCGACUUUUCUGCCUUGCAGCAAGCUACGGUUGACCACAACGACGUGUCGGACCCCGCCAAUGCCUCUAGCACCGCAGCGGCCGCCCUUGGGUCCAUGUACCCGACCCUGCAUGUCCCCCAGACUACCGAGGAGACAUUUGCGGCCCAAGCAGGCGUGGAGCCGGAGCAUUCAGAGUCGGCGUUCGGGGUUUCGGCAGACGGCCUACCAAUGGAUGCGUCGACACUCGAGACUAUCCAGCAGCCAUCCCCGCCCAACGGGAUCCGCCAGGACCUUCCUAGGUAUCCCCAAGCCCAGAAGCCAGCGGUUGGCUCGGAGGAGUGGCACAAGUUGCGCAAAGACAAUCACAAAGAAGUCGAGCGGCGCAGGCGAGAAACCAUUAACGAGGGAAUCAACGAGUUAGCCAAAAUAGUACCCGGGUGUGAGAAGAACAAGGGCUCCAUCCUACAGCGCUCUGUUGCCUUCAUCACACAGCUCAAGGAGAACGAGACGCAGAACAUUGAGAAGUGGACUCUGGAGAAGCUGCUCACGGAGCAGGCCAUCGCAGAGCUGAGCCAAUCAAACGACAAACUCAAGACGGAGUGCGAGAGGCUCUACAGAGAACUGGAGAGCUGGAAGCGAGUGGCUAUGGCCGCCGGGCUUUCUCCUGAAGCCAAGGAUGGGGGUGUGACCAGCUAGGAGUGGUGAUCAGCUAGACAUCCUGCCGUCAAGGAGACCGGUACACUUUUGCCCACUUGACCAGUCCGCUUUGCUCUCAUUUGCAUCUCAUCGAACUCGACACUUUUAUUUUUUGCUCUUUUAUUACCUCCCUCGCGCAUUGAUUACCCGCGGGGGACGUUGUAUGGCCAUGGGUUGACACUUGAGAUUUCUUUUUGGGUCUUUUUCUUUACCGGCCCCCUUCUCAUCAAUAUGGAGUCCGCAAACUUGGCGACAGACUUUGUGAGCGCUGCUAUACCAGGUUUUGGGCAUUUGGUUGUUACUGGAGUCGCCACCAAUGUAAUUUCUAUAGGGGGUCCAGGCCGGGGCAACGAGGUGCGUGGGUUUGGUACGCUGUUGCUAUCAUCUGUUUUGGGUUGGUAGGUUGAUAGGUUGGGUGGGAUUAUUCCGUAUUCAUUACCUUUAUCCAUUUUCUAUGCUGGUACGUCUGACGAAGCACCGAC